Molecule: messenger RNA, 1277 nt
Organism: Ochlerotatus camptorhynchus
Lineage: Eukaryota; Metazoa; Arthropoda; Insecta; Diptera; Culicidae
Exons: 2
Coding region: 27-950 (307 amino acids)
Source: RefSeq, a predicted model, not a curated record
AAAGCAUAUCGACGUCAUUACAAGCGAUGACGUUAGGUAUAUCAAGUGACUUGAGAUGUUUAAGCGAUGAAGUUAAUAAAAUCUCAAGUCUCACUAUGGACCUGACAACUAGUGCUCCAAUGCGCAAUAAUCCAAUGUUAGAGUUGGACAUUCUGGACGAGCUGAAGUCAUUAUCAGCAAACAUUAUGACAGUACAUAGUACUGCACCUUUGACUCUGUCUCCGGAUUUGUGUCCCAGCCUGGACUCAGAAAUAAACAAUACAAAUAAAAAUAACAACAAUAAUGAUGCCACUGACUCAGGAUGGAGACUUCUUGGUACCCGGAAGGUGUGGAGACCAGAUUGGACGGACUACGACGCUCGUGUAUCGCGCCGCUUGAGUCAGCAAAAAUUGGCUGACAAGGCUAAAAAAUGGAGGAAGCAGAACACAUCACGUCAAAAUUUAGGCUACAACAUCCGUAACAACAACAUCCGUAAUAACAACAACAACAACAACAACAACAACAACAACAACAACAACAACAACAACAACAACAACAACAACAACAACAACAACAACAACAACAACAACAGCAACAACAACAACAACUACAACAAUAACAAAAUCAACAACCAGCACCAAAAUCAAAGCAGAAACGACAACUACGAUGUUUACUUCUACAACAACAGUCGUAACAGGGAUAAUAGUGACAUCAAUCGCAGAAACAUUGGACUGAAUCGCGCCCACUUACUUCCGUCUGAUAGAGAGCUUCUUGCAGUAGCGAAAGAUCGCUUCUCCAGGCCACCGACUAAUUAUCGUCCAACGAUGCAAUUUCAUCGAGGUGAAAUUCUAAACCCAUAUCCGGAGAGCGAAUCUCCAUGUACCAUUCCUGCGCCUAACCGGAUGAUUUCAGCUACUGCAUGUGAGGCAUGUUCAAGUUCAUGCAGGCAUUCGUGUUUUCGACUAAAUUGACGAGUCAUCUAGAGGAAAGUCCCAACGAUGACAAUGUUUUUGAAGAACUGGACAACUUUCACGAUUUGACGACCUCUCGACAGCAGGAAGGAGAGUCUAUUUGGUGAGGCUACCAAUCACCUUAUCAUCGUAUUUUAAUGUGAUUUAAUGGGUUUUAAUUCAAUUCAUAUUCAAGCAACUUCCCCGGGGUACCCGGAACAUGUCCAAGUGUGUCCAAUGUGGUCUGGAACACUUAACACGACUUGCAUUGAUCUUAUUUUUGAAUUUUGUAGUAAUUUGAUGUGUCGCAUGAUGGUUUUAAUACGUUUUCCGUUAAAUCCAGCGUGA